Molecule: messenger RNA, 5185 nt
Organism: Nymphaea colorata (pocket water lily)
Lineage: Eukaryota; Viridiplantae; Streptophyta; Magnoliopsida; Nymphaeales; Nymphaeaceae
Product: pentatricopeptide repeat-containing protein At4g30825, chloroplastic
Exons: 2
Coding region: 571-3555 (994 amino acids)
Molecular function (GO): protein binding
Source: RefSeq, a predicted model, not a curated record
GCCAUAUGACAGGGAUGAGACCUCUCUCAUCCCCAGCUCUUACUCGUGUGGACUGAUCUCGCUCACUCCCACACUAGGCACAAGUCAUUUCCAGGUAGGAGCACGCACAAGCCCCCCUCUCUCUAUGCCUACUCGAUCACAGUAGUGAGAGGUGAAAAGCAUCCUCUGAUGUUCUGCAUGUUCUUCGUUCCUCUUCCUAUUCGUUAACAUCUCAGCCUUUUACUAUGUUUAGGAGUACAUUCAUCAGAAUUCAUCACUGUAUUGGUAAAAUCACGAGAGGGUUUGUCUUACCAUUGGCGUAGUUGAUCAGGGAGUAGAAUUGGUAGUUGGUACCUUCCAUCUUGUUUGUUGAUUUCGGCGCUUUCGUUCCCGUGAAUUUGUUUGUAAGGAAAUUGACAAGUUCUAAUUGGGUUAUUUUGAGGAAGUUUAUUGUUCUUAGUUAUGUAGAAUGCCCAUUGUUGAGCUUGAUUUUUGGGGCAGUGGAUUGAAAAACCAUGAUAGGGGCUCACAUUUUCUCACUUUUUCACGUUGGCGCUCUGAAGAAGCUCAUUGAAAUGCUGUAGAAAGAAAAUGGCUUCGUUGAGUUUGGCCUGUUGUUUGGAUACCUAUGAGAACGAGAAACGGGGAUACUACAUAAAUUUGAACAGGAGAGGUCAUCGGCGUUCCUUCCGAUGGUGCUCUGGGAAUUCUGCCCCUGAAAGCAAGUUGGGGAAGGUAUGGUCUAUACGGUUUUAUGGAACCCGUGUCGAUAGCAGAACAGAAGAAGCAUUGUAUCUGCCUUCUUUUAGAUUCACGUCAACUGAUGUUUUUGGAUGCGUUCGAAUAAUUAGGACAGACAGUUUUCACUUGUACUCGAAACUUGAAAGAAGCAUGCUCUUGGGGGCAUCUGGAGCGCAUUCUUUUGGCUUAGAAUCUGAUUUGUCUAAUAAUUCGGAAAUAAAUAUCAGUGACAAUGUGGCACGACCACUUGAUGAUUCAUUGAAUUCUCGGAAUUUGAGUAAGAGGCGACUUCCGGGUAAGAGGGGACUUCCGGAAUCAGAUUAUAAAAGUCCACUGCUGAAGAGGGUGAGCAAACUGUCCAAGUACCUACAAGGUGCAAAGGAGGGGAAGAAAAUUGAAACGUUGCAGCAUAUAAUUGGGAAAACAAAUGACCAAACGACUGAACAGGAUAAGCAUUUAGUUUCCGAUGUAGGUUACGAUCUGCAAGCAAUGAUUUCUAGCAUCGGACCACAGUCUAGCUUGCGCCACUGUAAUGCUGUUCUCAAAGUGCUUGAACAAAGGAGUGAGAAUGAGAUGUUAAAAAUGUUUGAGUGGAUGAAGAAGAAUGAUAAGCUGAAAGGUAACAGAACAGCCUAUAAUUUAGCUCUUCGUGUUUUAGGUAGGAGAGAAAAUUGGGAUGGAGCUGAAGCGUUGUUACACGAGAUGUGUGCUGAGUCGGGCUGUAUCCUCACUUGUCAGGUGUUUAAUAGCCUUAUAUAUGCUUGCUAUAAAAAAGGUCUUGUUGACUGGGGAACAAAAUGGUUUCGGACGAUGUUGAAUAAAAGUGUUCAACCAAACCAAGCAACCUUUGGUAUGAUGAUGAACUUGUAUAAGAAGAGCAACAAUAUUGCUGAAGCUGAAUUUGCCUUUGGCCAGAUGAGGUCCUUCCAUUUAUGCUGUUGUGUUGCAUACUCUGCAAUGAUGACGAUAUAUACACGUUCAGGUUUGUAUGAAAAAGCAGAAGAAGUUAUAACAUUUAUGAAAGAAGACGGAGUGCUACCAAAUACUGAAAAUUGGCUAGUUCGUCUCAACACUUAUUGCCAACAGGGUAAACUAGAGGAAGCUGAAUCGGUGUUGAGGGCAAUGAAACAGGCAGGUGCUCCCCCAAAUAUUGUUGCAUAUAAUACGUUGAUCACAGGUUAUGGGAAGAAAGCUGACAUAGAAGGUGCUCAACGUGUAUUCCACGCUAUCGAGAAGGUAAAGCUAGUGGCAGAUGAAACAACUUACAGAUCGAUGGUCGAAGGUUGUGGCAGGGCUGGUAAAUAUGAAGAGGCAUUGUGGUUCUAUAAGGAGCUUAAGAGGUUGGGUUUUCAACCUAAUGCUUCCAACUUCUACACCGUCAUAAAUUUGCAAGCAAAGCUUGAAGACGAUGAGGGUACCAUACAGACUCUCAAGGACAUGAGAGCAGUAGGCUGUCAGCAUUCAUCAAUUGUUAGCAGCCUAUUGCAGGCAUAUGAGAGGGUUGAGAGGUUAGCCAAGGUUCCUCUCAUUUUGGAAGCAUCUUUUUAUGAUGCAUUACUUCGUGAUCAGACAUCAUGUUCCAUUCUGGUCUUGGCAUACAUUAAGCAUGGGAUGGUGGAUGAGGCAUUGCAAGUUCUACAGGGAAAAGUUUGGAAAGAUCAUGUUUAUGAAGAUAAUUUGUACCAUUUGUUAAUAUGCUCCUGCAAGGAGGCUGGCUGCUAUGAGCAUGCUGUAAAGAUUUUCAUGCAGAUGCCCAUAUCUGUUGGCAAACCAAAUUUGUACAUUACAUGCUCCAUGAUUGAUGUUUAUAGUUCCAUGGGCCACUUCGAGAAAGCUGAGGAUCUAUACUUUAAGUUAAGAUCCACCAACAGAAAGUUAGACAUGGUUGCCUACAGUGUCAUCGUGAGAAUGUAUGUCAAAGCGAAGCUAUUCAAAAGUGCCUGCUCAGUUCUUGAGACUAUGGAUGAGCAUAAAGAUAUCAUGCCUGAUGCUUUUCUCUUCCGUGAUAUGCUUCGGAUAUAUAAACAAUUAGACAUGCCAGACAAGUUGGCAGAUAUUUAUUACAGAAUCUUGAAGAGUGGGAUUGUGUGGGAUGAGGCAAUGUAUAACUGUGUGAUAAACUGCUGCGGUCAUGCUUUGCCCAUUGAUGAACUUUCUCGACUUUUUGAUGAGAUGCUUGAGUUGGGAAUUCCACCUAAUACAAUCACCUUCAACGUUAUGAUUCAUAUUUAUGGUAAAGCAGGCUUCUUUAAGAAGGCUUGGAAAGUUCUUAGAAUCGCUCAGAAGAUGGGCGUGGCUGAUGCCAUCUCAUUCAAUACUAUCAUAGCAGCUUAUGGAAAGAAUAAGGAUUUUAAGAAAAUGAAAUUUGCUGCAAGGCAAAUGGAAUAUGCUGGUUUUGAAAUUUCUCUUGAGGCAUAUAACUCUAUGUUGGACGCUUAUGGUAAGGAAGAUUAUGUUGAGGAGUUCAAUGAUGUACUCCAGAAAAUGAAGGAAUCAUGCUGUGUUUCUGACCAUUAUACAUACAAUAUCAUGAUCAAUAUAUAUGGGAAAAAAGGUUGGAUAGAAGAAGUGGCCAAUGUUCUAGCUGAGCUGAAAGAACGAGGUCUGGAGCCUGAUUUAUGGAGUUACAAUACAUUGAUAAAGGCAUAUGGGAUUGCAGGAAUGGUUGAAGAAGCAGUCUAUCAAGUAAAGGAAAUGAGGGAUAGAGGAAUUGAGCCUGAUCGCAUAACAUUUAUUAAUGUUAUUGAUGCAUUUCAAAGGAAUGACAACUUCUUGGAGGCUGUAAAAUGGUCAUUAUGGAUGAAACAAUUAGGAGUGGCAAGUUCGAAGCACUGACAUCAUAUUUCUAGAAAGGAUGAUAAACAUAAAUUACUAUGUACAAACUUGGCUUUUGUUUGACAACUGUCCGUGUACAAAUUUGAUGAUCUGUUUUCCAGUUUCUUCAUUAUAAGUUUUAAUUUAUAUUUAGGAAAUUCUUCCUCGACAGGUCUCAUGUCGCUGCCUAAUUUGGGCACCUUUUUGGCUCUGAGGUUUUUCAUAUACUUUCAAUCUAUAUGUACCCAUUACAUUUCUCACUAUAACUAGUAUUUGGUAUCUUAUGAACGACUAGAUUGCUCUUUUUAAUUUUUUUCCCGUCUCCAUCCAAAUUCUCUAACUUCCUAGUCAUGUUACAAUUGUGCACGCAACAUGCAUAGGCGUGAAAGAUUGGUAAUUGGUUAUUGAACUAAUGAUUUCAUUACUAGUGAUAAGUCUAAACGUUGAGGUCAUCCUUGUAAAAUUUAUUAAGGACUUCUUCUUAACACUUUAUUUUCUUUCUUUUGUUGUUAUUCCUGUUACUGCAACAUGUUUGACAUGAAUAAUGGCACUCAAGGUUGAGUUGCCCUAUUUUCUGCUGCUGAAAACCGAUAAUGAAUGAUGACUAACAAAAACUUGUCUUCUCUGAUCGAAAACUGUAACAUGUAGUUUUGUAGUCUUCUACCUGAAAGCUGUUCAUCAUAGAGUUGAAAUUAGCUGUUGCACAGCUUGUGACUUCCACCUCUGUUUGGUCAUUUCCGGCCUACAUUUCAUUUUGAAGUUGACCAGGAUUUAGAAUUGGUGUUGCUUUAUUGUUCACUAUCCCAUUGUGUUGCAAUAAAUGACCUUCUGUUCCCUGGAUUGAGUUCGCAGAUACGGAUAUUCAAAUAAGUUCUCUAUUUUAUGAUAUCUGACCUGAGGGGGCUUCUUUUCCUGAUUCACUCGAAGGUGCUGCCUGGCUGUUGCAAGGCUGAAUGUCUAUGCAACAAGAUUUCCGCCAGAAGAAGGAAAGGGGAGAUCUUUGACAAACUAAAGGUCCUUCUGGUGAGUCGACAUCCACCACACAUUAUGUGGUGAUUUGAAUUGGAGAUGAGUUGAGGCCGCCUCCUAAGUGACAGGGAUCUGUAUUAUGGUCUUCUUCAGUUCGGGCACUUUGGUUGAGCUUCAAUCCGUUCGUUCUGCUUUCCAUAGUCCUCACCGGUAAGCAGCCAUGGGAGAACUUUUUGCACAUCAACACAGUGAUCCGAUAAACGCAUAGGUGAAAUGUUGUUUGUUUGAAUUGGGUGUUCGGUGUUAAGGCAAGAAUCAAGAUUAGUUGCAACAAACGUUACAACCAACUGAAAGGUCUUUCUUCUGAGUUCAAUGCACCACAUUAAAUUGCUGCACGAAGAUUCCAGAAAGGGUUGGCAGGACGGUCAGGGUGGCAAACUCUCGUGGCGUCAACUUUAUGUGUUGCAAAAGAGGGGACAGUUGAAGCAUAAUGGAGCCGUCACCUUGAGACACCAAAAGUAAUCUUGGACCCUUGGGAUAGAAGAAAGGAAGAGGCUUUGGCCUUGGGGAUAGAGGAAAGGAAGAGGCUUCGGCCUUCACUCACAUUUCUUCUUGCUCAUCUGAAAAUGGCUGUCUGAAGAUGUUCGUUUGAUAUUAAAAAUAACUGCUCCAGUAACACGAA